This is a messenger RNA of Conger conger (European conger), 2583 nucleotides long. Its product is annotated as lactosylceramide 1,3-N-acetyl-beta-D-glucosaminyltransferase A-like. NCBI's taxonomy places the organism in Eukaryota, Metazoa, Chordata, Actinopteri, Anguilliformes, Congridae. The record is from RefSeq and is a predicted model, not a curated record. Gene Ontology annotation, cellular component: membrane. The coding region runs from base 477 to 1619 and encodes 380 amino acids. Gene Ontology annotation, biological process: brain development. The transcript has 2 exons.
GGGCAAUGGUUCACAAACGUUACUCUCAGCUCAGUGGGGAAACAGCACGCGGCACGGCACGCUCUCACCGGUGGACAAAAAAAAAGCGAAGUGACUUCUCUGUUGGAACUCCGACACCUCCAGAAAGCCAGCGUGCUCCCCUCCCCCUCCCGCGCAUGGAUUCAACCGAAAACUUUUGUAAGCUGAAAUAAGGACUGCAUGGGAAUUGCACAAUGACAUCAACAAUCUUUCAACCGAUGUGAGUGCAGCAGGAGCAGCCUCAGUCAUCUCCAGGAUUACCUUAGAGUCCACUGACUGCUCCAAGACAGACAUAAUGAUUCUGCGCAUAUUUCACUGAGGAACCCAUGCCCCCUGCAUCCCACAAGAUCGAUAAAAUGGAACUCAAACCAGCCUGUCAUUUGAAUAAUUCUAAGUACAAAACUGCUGCCCCUUCAAGUACUUCCAAUUGGACCUGACACCGACGCCUGGAAGAUUGCAUGAUGUUUAUGAAUUUCAGAAGGAUCAGAAAGUGUCUAUGCCUGCAGGUGGUGGCAACGCUGUUUGUCCUGUCCGUGGUAAUGGUGUGCUGGGAACAGCUGGACAACAACAUUGUGAGCCACGCAAAGUCGUACACGUACCGCUACUUGGUCAACAGCUACGGCUUCCUCAACAAGAGCUUCACCAUCAGCCGACAGGACGCCGAACGCCUCAGCAGCCACCGCUACUUGAUCAACCACGAGGGCAAAUGCGCCGGCAGGGAUGUGCUGCUGCUGCUCUUCGUGAAGACGUCACCCGAGAACGUGGAGAGGCGGAGAUCCAUUCGCUCCACCUGGGGGAACGAGACUUAUAUCCGGCAGGAGCUCAGCGCCCAUGUGAAGGUGGUGUUCGCGCUGGGUAUCCACCAGGACCCCCAGCGGAGGGAGAGCACCCAGCAGGCCCUACUCGCAGAGGAUCGGAAAUACCAUGACCUGGUUCAGCAGGACUUCACCGACACGUUCCACAACCUAACCAUUAAGCUGCUCCAGCAGUUCCGCUGGGCCCACGCCUACUGUGGCCACGCCCGCUUCCUCAUGUCGGCCGAUGACGACAUCUUCGUCCACAUGCCCAACCUGGUCAGGUACCUCCGAGAGAUGGACCAGAGGGGUGUGAGGGACUUCUGGGUCGGCCGAGUGCACAGAGGUGCCCCGCCCAACCGCCACAAAGACAGUAAGUACUAUGUCCCCUACGAGAUGUACCAGUGGUCAUCUUACCCGGACUACACGGCCGGGGCCGGGUACGUGGUCUCGGGUGACGUGGCUUCCAAAAUCUACCGGGCCUCUCUGACGUUAAACUCCACGCUCUACAUCGACGACGUCUUCAUGGGCAUCUGCGCCAAUGUGAUGGGGGUGUCUCCUCAAGAACACGUCUUCUUCUCAGGAGAGGGAAAAGCCCCGUAUCACCCAUGCAUCUUUGGCAAAAUGAUAACCUCCCACGGACACGUGAACGACAUCCACGACCUCUGGAAGGUGGCCACCAGCCUCAAAGUACAAAAAAUCUCUGGCGGACUCCUCGGAAGGCUUUAUUGCACAGUGGUCAGAGUGGCGCUCCUUUGUAAACCGUAUUAUGUUGACACUUACCCGUGCAAGUCUGCAUUUUUAUAGCUUGUGUAAGGACUUCAGCACAUGCUAAGUUCCUGGGGGGGCCCUCAUCGGGCCAUGCAUUCAUAUGUGCAUACGUUUACCUCCUGGUGUUCGUUAUCUCAUGCAGGGAAAGUUACUCCAGUGCUGUCUGCUGUAUUCAUUGGCUUCUCGAAGGGAGGGGAGAAAUGUCCCAUAAGGUUUCACUUUAGCACUAGGUUCGGGUUGAGGUCAUAAUGAAGGAUAUCAAGAUUCUCGGCUUUUAUUUCCUGUACAAACCGAUUUAAUUAAAUUGAUUGAAAGUACAUUUCCAUUGCUUUGCUUUCAGCUCUUAUGCUUUCCUGAGGUGUACACCAAAAAAUUUAUAGGAGCAAUUAAGCACAACCGCCCCUCCAACCUUUCAGCAAAACCACACCCGCUCUUAAGCUCAAUAACUCCAGGCCUCCAAUUCCAGGACUAAAAAGCAGUGGUUUCCCAUAGCAGUGCUGCCAAUUUCACAUGAGUGACACAGGAAAUGGUUUAAUUCUAUCUUGGCUACAGGAAAGCAUGCACCAGUUUUUUUAAUGAAUAAAUAGCGGUUAAACAUGUAUAUGGAAAAUGAGAUAUUGGGUUUGGGUCACAGUGAUCGGGUCAUUCUAUGCGAAUGCAUAUAAUGGACAACACCAAUGACAAAUUACAAUGUGUUCAUUACAUUUCACUUACUGUACGUCCAUGUUCUGCAGGCACUACAGCUCAGAAAAGUUUGUUUACAUGUAAUAGAAGUAUUGUACCAAGUUCAACAACUGUACUGUUCUUUAUGUAUCCAAUUUGUAUUCAUGGUGCUUUAAACAUAUACUACAUAUUGUUAUUGUCAAGCAAAUGCCUUCAAUGUUCACUCUUUUUUUUUUUACACAUACUGAAAAUCCUCAUCCAGCUUUCUGUCCUGUUAGUUUCUCAUAACUCAGCAACCAAUAAAGUUUGCUCAAACCCCCAUGUGGCUAAACCAUAA